Messenger RNA from Cetraspora pellucida, 1704 nucleotides. Lineage: Eukaryota; Fungi; Glomeromycota; Glomeromycetes; Diversisporales; Gigasporaceae. The record is from the annotation of a GenBank genome assembly.
AUGAGUUUCUUUAACACAAAUGUACCGAGUGGUUCCUGGGGAAAUAUGCUGAAACAAGCGAUGAAUACUGUUGAAAGUAAAUUUGAUAAAGCUCUCGACAUAGGAGAAAGUAGCAUAUACCAAGGAGAAGUAUAUGUAGAUCCCGUUACUGGUUUUGUGACGACGCUUGAUCCACCAAUUUUAAAUUCACAGAGCGUAACGAAUUCGACGCAAAACCAAGGAUCGCAAAAAUCAGUGUCGACAUUUGGUAACUUACAAGAUUCAGAAUCGAAAGAAUUAAGGACAAUGCUUGAUAAUAUAAUAGAACAAUCAAAAUCUUCGAAAAAUGAAUUAGAAACUGAGAGUUUAACAUCUGUUCACACUAACAGUGUUAUUUCAAACAGUUCGGAUGCACAAUCUCGAGAGUUAGAUGGUAUCGACAGUUCUAGAACAUCUCAUGAUUCAAGAGCAUCAGCAGUUGAGUCUCAAUUGACAACUGAUAAUUUUCAGCAUAUAAUUGAGCAACGAGAGCAUUAUAAUUUCUCUUUCGUUCAGAUUCGUGAAUUAAGAGCCACUUUAGUACGGGUUGAAGAACAGGCUGGUCUUCGUGAAGAUAAUUUACGGAAUGAAAUUCUGGUAUUACAACAACGAUUACAAAUAGCAGAAAACUAUGCACGAGACUCGACGUCAGAAGAAUGGGAAAUAGAUCGAAUUCAAUUACUUAAGCAGAUAGAAGAUGUAAAGACACAAUACGCAUUAUCGGUUAAAAAUUGGGAAAAAAUUGAGCAUAAUCUUACAAUACGGUUGACUGAAAUGGAAGCUGAACGUGACCGAUAUCUUGAAGAAUGUAAAAAAUUGAAUUCUCAAUUAAGAGAAUUGAAGUCACAUUCUGAGCAAAAAGAACUUGAACUUAUCGCAGCUCAACAAAAAAAUUCACAAUUAAGUGAGGAAAUAGAAUCACUUAAUGCUAAAAUUCCAAUCUUACAAAGUGAGAUUGAAACCCUUACGUCAAAUCUUGAAUCAUCCGAAGAAUGUCAUCAAAAAAAUCUAAAGGAAGUAGAAGAACAAUAUCGUUGCAUACUACGACAAACACUUGAAGAAAAACAAGAUGAAUGGGAAGAGAGACUACGAUCAGAGCAAGAAGUCAAAUCAAAGGAACGUGAACAGGAAAGGCUAUCAGUGAAAGUGGAUUCUUUUAGAGGUAGCCCUAUAAGAUCAGCAAGUGAAACGCAGCUGAGUUCGUUACGUUCCGUAAGUGAAAUACAUUUGGAGAAACAUGCCGAGGGAGGAGUACCAUCACCAAUGUUAAAAAGUCCAACUUCGAGUCUCAGAUCUAGUAGGUCUAGCAUUGAUGGUGGAUCUAGCAUAAUAAGUAAUGUUAUAAUGACCGAGAGAUUGAAUUCCUCUAUAAGGUACUUGAAAGGACAAGUUAGUACGUUACAGGCUCAACUUUACCAUACAACAAAGAAUAGAGACGAAUUAGCAGAUGAACUAGUAAAACUAACCACGCAGGUUGAAGAUCUUUCUUUGAAAUCUGGAAAAGCAACUGAGUUGGAAAACCAAUUUUAUGAAUUAAAUGAAAGAUAUAACACUGCACUAGAAUUAUUGGGCGAAAAGACGGAACAGGUGGAUGAAUUACAAGCAGACAUUGAAGAUAUGAGAGAUGCAUAUCGUAGUCAGAUAACAGACCUAACUGCUCAACUAGAGAAAUAUAAAAAUUCAUAA